AUGUCUAUAAUUAAGACAUUUUUUAAUUUUUUGAUAUUCGGUAAAAUUAUUCCGGGUUCUAAAGAACAAGAGAUUUUUGAAGAAAGAGCUACAGAUGAAAAUUCAAUCAGGCAUCAUUUCACUAAGAAGUUAAAGAUACGUGACGACGAUGACUCUAGUGAAGCGAUUUGUCAAGUUGAACGUGAUAUCGGUUAUAUGGCUACGAUGUUUCCGUUUUCACCACCGGGAAAAAAUAAUAUACUACCCAUGGAGGAAAUUUGUGAUAAUGUCGAAGCACAAAUAAAUCACCUUAUACAGGUGAAACGUAAAAGAGAUUUGAUGAUUUCCAAAGACGAAACUCUUUUCAAAAAACAUAAGCAAUUCGCAUCUGUUUUGAAGGUUGAUCCAACAACCGAAUUAGAGAUUCCGUUGGCUGAGUCAUCUAUUACAAACAAUUGGCGACCUGUUCGCUUUGUUGUGAGAUCAACUCCGAUUGAUAUACCUAAAAAACGUUAUAUACUAUAA
This is a messenger RNA of Myzus persicae (green peach aphid), 504 nucleotides long. RefSeq lists its product as uncharacterized. The coding region runs from base 1 to 504 and encodes 167 amino acids. Lineage: Eukaryota; Metazoa; Arthropoda; Insecta; Hemiptera; Aphididae. The record is from RefSeq and is a predicted model, not a curated record. The transcript has 5 exons.